Hipposideros armiger (great roundleaf bat) is the source of this 3248-nucleotide messenger RNA. It is a transcript of the gene PRPF4, whose product is annotated as pre-mRNA splicing tri-snRNP complex factor PRPF4. The record is from RefSeq and is a predicted model, not a curated record. The transcript has 14 exons. Gene Ontology annotation, molecular function: protein binding; U4 snRNA binding; U6 snRNA binding. Gene Ontology annotation, biological process: mRNA splicing, via spliceosome. Gene Ontology annotation, cellular component: U4/U6 x U5 tri-snRNP complex. Bases 105 to 1673 code for a protein of 522 amino acids. Lineage: Eukaryota; Metazoa; Chordata; Mammalia; Chiroptera; Hipposideridae.
GUCCCACUUGGCCCACUUCCGGUUCCUCUUUGCUGGGCGCGCGGUGGAUUGUCUGAAACGCAGAGUUCAGCUAUCGCUGGGACUUCGCGGCUCCAGAGCCCAGCAUGUCUUCCUCACGAGCCACCUCCACGCAGGCAACCAAAACCAAGGCACCUGAUGACUUAGUCGCUCCUCUUGUGAAGAAACCACACAUCUAUUAUGGAAGUUUGGAAGAGAAGGAGAGGGAGCGUCUGGCCAAAGGAGAGUCUGGGAUUUUGGGAAAAGAAGGACUUAAAGCAGGAAUUGAAGCAGGCAAUAUUAACAUAACCUCUGGAGAAGUGUUUGAAAUUGAAGAGCACAUCAGUGAGCGGCAGGCGGAAGUAUUAGCUGAGUUUGAGAGAAGGAAGCGAGCCCGGCAGAUCAAUGUUUCCACAGACGACUCAGAGGUCAAGGCUUGCCUUAGAGCCUUGGGGGAGCCCAUCACACUUUUUGGAGAGGGUCCUGCUGAAAGAAGGGAAAGGUUAAGAAAUAUCCUCUCAGUGGUUGGUACUGAUGCCUUAAAAAAGACCAAAAAAGAUGAUGAGAAAUCUAAGAAGUCCAGAGAAGAGUACCAUCAAACCUGGUACCAUGAAGGACCAAACACUCUGAAAGUUGCUCGACUGUGGAUUGCUAACUAUUCACUGCCCAGGGCCAUGAAACGCUUGGAAGAGGCCCGUCUCCACAAAGAGAUUCCUGAGACAACUAGGACCUCCCAGAUGCAAGAGCUGCACAAAUCUCUCCGGUCUUUGAAUAAUUUCUGCAGUCAGAUUGGGGAUGAUCGGCCUAUCUCCUACUGUCACUUUAGUCCCAAUUCCAAAAUGCUGGCCACAGCUUGUUGGAGUGGGCUUUGCAAGCUCUGGUCUGUUCCUGACUGCAACCUCCUUCACACUCUUCGAGGCCAUAACACAAACGUGGGAGCAAUUGUAUUUCAUCCAAAAUCCACUGUCUCCUUGGACCAAAAAGAUGUCAAUCUGGCUUCUUGUGCCGCAGAUGGUUCUGUGAAGCUUUGGAGCCUUGACAGUGACGAACCAGUGGCAGACAUUGAAGGCCAUACAGUGCGCGUGGCCCGUGUAAUGUGGCAUCCAUCUGGACGUUUCUUGGGCACCACCUGCUAUGACCGCUCAUGGCGCUUAUGGGAUUUGGAAGCUCAAGAGGAGAUCCUGCAUCAGGAAGGCCACAGCAUGGGUGUGUAUGACAUUGCCUUCCAUCAAGAUGGUUCUUUGGCUGGCACUGGGGGACUGGAUGCAUUUGGUCGAGUUUGGGACCUGCGCACAGGACGCUGUAUCAUGUUCCUAGAAGGGCACCUGAAGGAAAUCUACGGAAUAAAUUUCUCCCCCAAUGGCUACCAUGUUGCAACUGGCAGUGGCGACAACACCUGCAAAGUGUGGGACCUUCGACAGCGGCGCUGUGUCUAUACCAUCCCUGCCCAUCAGAACUUAGUGACUGGGGUCAAGUUUGAGCCUAUCCACGGGAAUUUCUUGCUCACUGGUGCCUAUGAUAACACAGCCAAGAUCUGGACCCACCCAGGCUGGUCCCCACUGAAGACUCUGGCUGGCCAUGAAGGCAAAGUUAUGGGCCUAGACAUUUCUUCUGAUGGACAGCUCAUAGCCACUUGCUCGUAUGACAGGACCUUCAAGCUCUGGAUGGCUGAAUAGGCAGGACCGUGGGAAAAAGACUCUCACCUCAAGCUCUCCCUUAAGAGCCAUUUUCGAAAAAGAAAUGGAUGAGUUUUGUUCUAUCAUGUUUUUUGCCAGUUGCCAUGUAUAGACCCUCGGUAGAUUGGAUUUCCCUGUCAGUCCCCACUCCAGGCAGGCAGCCCAGUCCCUGGGUGUUGGUGAACCCCUUUCGUGGUUGCAACUUUAAUUUCACCUUCAAGCCCUGCCAAGAACUGUGUGGACAUUGUUUUUAUUAAUCUUUGGUUUAAAUGCCCUGUUGCCUUCCUCACAGCACUCAGGAUUGUGACUGACUUCAUUUUUAAUUCUUGAAACUUGGCUUUCCAUUACAUGGUACAUGCUUCGGGACUACAUGUGACCUGGAGAGCAUAGUGGCUGGAUUGUAGUCUGGAAGCCCUCGAGCAAAGAGGCACGUCUCACCACUGGUUAAACAACGGCUAACAGGGCAAGGACCUUUCCUCUACCUUGAGAACAUGAGAUGAAGAGGUAGACCCCCAGCCAUGCUCAGGGUUAUGCAGUAGAGAAGAUUGUACCUCUUCCUGUUGAGUUCACUUGGAAUGCUACCUGCAUCAGGAAGCUCAGAGCUGAACAUUUGCCUUGUCAGAAAAUGUCUCCAUUUAGCUUUGAAGUUCGGCAUCCUUCGUGUUACCACAAAGCUCAGCCAUUGUAUCAAAAGUCAAUGAAAUUUUUAGAAAGCAAACAUGAUAUCUCUUGUGCAACCUCCUUUCUGUCAUUUAUUUAAAGGAUAUACCCUUCAUGUCGAGGAAACUCUGGAAAAAAUCCUUAAUGGGUAUUUCUAAACAAACCUUUUUUUUUUUUCUUACACGCUUGCUACAGAGUAAAACCCUAUUAUAGAAAUUCCUUCAAAGAAUUAUUUUGCAUAGUUAAAUAUUUUCUGAAUCUCAGCCUUUGGUCCAUAGAGGUCCCUUUUUUGGUUUGAGAUAUAACAAAUGCUCUCAAAUAUGGUUUACUCCAAUUUCUAUCUCCAUAGUAAGCACUCUGUUAAUAAUUUUUUUAAAAAAAAUAGAAAGCUGUCACUGCAUUGUGGGCCGGACUAGCCGUGAAUUAUAUCUGGACUCUAUAACAUUUACUCAUUGGCCACCCAGCAGUUACCGUCCCUCUUUCCACCCCAAAUAUGAAACCACUGAACUCUGAAAAUACACAGUAAAUUCAUACAAACAUACAGGAAUUUGGAAGAAAAAAGGAUUGUGUAUAGAGAAUUUAAGGACUUAUAUGAUGGCUUCUUGAACAUUCACACACUUUUUCAGUUGCUAUUCCAGAGAGGCUGAGCGUAGCUUGUCUAGCUGUAUUCUUUAAGCUGUGGUUGUGUGAUAUAUAGCUAAAUAUUCUGUUUAACCUGAUUCCAAUUAUAACCAAAUAUCCUGUGUACCUGUUACACUUGUGAAUUCUCAGCUCUACUCUGUUGGGCACUUCACUGUUGUUUCAGUAUUAAUGGGCUCUAUUCCUUCCAUAUUUGGCCAUGAAAAGAAAUUAUUUUCAUUAUUAUCUUUGCAGUAUGUGUAAACUAAUAAUGAACAUUAGUGUAUUAACAUGCAA